CUCUUAUUCGGGAAAAUUUUAUCUAUUAUAUCAGAUAGUCAGAAAAUGGAUGAAGUUUUUACACAUCUAAUCAAAUAGAGCGUACGAAAGUUUUACACCCAUUGCAAGGGACUGACGGAGUAAAUCUCUUCUUUGGCAUCAUCAUGGAUUUCUCCACAUUGCACCAUGCGCGAAAAUGAUGCGCGACGGCACUUCGACUCUCUUUGGCUUUGUAAAAAACUCGAAGCUGGUGUUCCAUUAGUAUAGUUCCAUGAUCUAACAUCUAGUCACAUCCUGGAGAGGUUUAAUUGCUCAAUAGAAAUUUAAAUCUAGAUCUAGACCCUAAAGAAGAAUGUUCAGCAUCUUGCUAUGGACACAGCUAGUCUGGAUCGUUUCAGGUACAGACAAAAUACUUUCCCUUUACGCUGUUCGUCCUUACAGCACCAGACUUGCCGUCACGUGCGCCACGGGCACGUUCAACCCCAAGGACCAGGCUGCGCCAGAGAACAUCACCACGUUGGCAUUGGAAAGGAGGCUGGUCAAUCAAGCAGCCUUCACCCUGUUGGUUAAAUUCACUCCGGAUGAUCCAGUGGAGGAGAAUAGGAUGAUAAAGAAUAUUCCAGAAGGACGGAAUUGGGAGAUAAAAUUUUACGCCUUCACAUGGGACAUCAUUUUUCAAAUCGUUAUGAAGGACGCCAAUCACACAGAUGUGGGAGAAUAUAGAUGUUACUUCUUGGAUAAAAACAAAAGCCUACACUACUCGAUUAUUGAACCACUAAUAGCCAUACCUAGUCAGCCAACCAUAAAUGUUACCAAAAUCAGAGUGGGAGAACCUUUCUAUGUACAGUGUGACAUGUUCAGGCAUAUGGCUACGCUCAGCCUGCGAAUGGUAAAUGAGCGCAGCAAAUUCGGGUUAAUAUCGCUGUUUUCGUAUGAUCCUAUCACGGAUGCUCAUAACCCACAGGGCCCCAAUCUCUUCACGGAUUUACGGCAGCGUGACGCCCAAGUGUUAAAUGUAAGUACUGAAAGCAAUGUAUCGUUUCGCGUCGAGUUCAAAACUGGACGCUGUUCUGACGGUGGCUUGUACCACUGCCUGAGUGGUAUCUCCUGGGGAAGAUCGCGUCUUACUGUCCAAUCAUUACCUGUCACUCUACGCAAUGAAGAGCCGUUUCAUCAGUUCCCGUUAGACGUUUAUCCACCAGAACAUAAAGGACCUAUUUUUUCAGUGCAAGCAGAAGGAACUAUGGUCAAUUUUACCUGCACAGCUCAUGGAACUAUCGGCCUGAGUUUGCAAUGGUCUUGGGUGACCUACGGGAAUGGGGAUGGGAAUGCUAUCGAGAAACAAAUAAUUUUGGACGCCCCUCCCAAUGACACUUUUGACUCUAACCUAUGCAAGAUAGUAUUGUACAAGUCCUACUUAUCAUACCAAGCAGCUAGUGAAAACAGCGGGUGGACAUUCAUCUGUUCAGUACUUGAUGGCAACGCUAACGUACUAAGUAAACAAGAACAUAAAGUGAUCAUCAAUGACUCAAUUGGAAGCAUACCUGUGGACAAGUCUGUCAUCAUGCCCAUGGACACUCUCAACUUUGAGUGUAACAUUUACAAGUUCAACCCAGAAGACUACCCAGAGUUCCCCUACGUCAUUUCGCUGGGUGCAGAGAGGAGGCUAUUAGGCGAAGACAGAUACAAUCUUUUGGCUAGAUUCUCCCCGACGAUAACUGAGAAAUAUAGAAGAGUUUCUAAUAUUCCACCGGGACGCAGUUGGAAUGUUAAUUUUAUGGACCCAGGUCCUACAGAUAACCAGGAUGAAUUCAAGAUCGUUAUCAGUUUAAAUGACGCAAGCCACAGAGACGCUGGUCAGUACAGGUGCAACUACAUCGAUCCCGAGUACAGGAGAUAUUAUACAGAGGCGUACACGGUGCUACCUAAACCGGCUCGUCCAUCCAUCAACUAUUUGGGAGGGGGACAGAAUUUCAUUGUGCAGUGUGCCUUAUUUAACCCUUUAGCUGUGCUAGCGCUGGUUAGAAAGCUAGAUGGCGACACUGACUUUAACGAAGUAGCCAAGUACGACCCAUACACUGAUAUGGAUAAUCCUGAAGGCAUUCGAACUCAAAAGUCUGUCCCACCUGGACGUGAUUGGACAAUUGAUUUUAUUGGAACAAACAGUACUAGUGAUGGCAAUAUAACCAUUCGCUUGACCGUCAAUGACGGAGGCUGCGCUGAUGCAGGAGAGUACAGGUGUGUGAGUGGAAUCAGCCUGGAUAAGGAAAGGGAAUAUGUGAAUUCUGAUGCUAUCAAAAUAGUCAAAAAAAUACCCAUCCGACAUGACCCAAUAACGAGCGACCCCCCAGGAUUUCAGGGGAUGUUCACUACAGAACAAGAUUUGGGCCGAAUGGUCACUUUGACAUGCACCUUCGAAGGUGAACACAACCUACAGCCUGUAUGGUCAGCGUUAAAUCUUCAAGAUCUAAGUGCCAGCUUCAAUGUUACGAAUUCGCAGCCAAAGCAAUCUCUUGAUGACAAGAACUGUAUGAAGUCAUCCUACAAGUCCCAGCUGUCGUACAUAGUGGCUCCUGAGAACGACGGGUGGACGUUUAUUUGCUCUGUCUACAAUGAAGGGAAUCGCCUUUUAAGUCGCGCCCUUUACACAGUGUUUUCAAUCCCAAGAGAGACAGCGAGAAGUACGAACAGCGCAGAGAGGUCAAAGGUCAACCGGAAGUGUUUUGCCGUCACAGCUGUCUUAAUCUUGCUAUUUGUGUUACUCUUAUAGUUCAGUGGUACCCAUCUUACGGCACGCGGGCCAUGUCCUUCCCCUUACGCAUACUAUCCGAACCGACUCAACUUCUUCACCAACGUUCAUAAUGAAGCUAGAGUGUAGAGGAUGGAUUCUAUUGGACUUGACGUUUUUUUUUAAUGUUUUUUUUUUUUUUUUUUUUUGAGGCAAUGCGGCCCGUGACUCGAAAAUAAAUUUGGCCCGCGAGCCGAAAAAGGUUGGGCACCGAUGAUAUAAAUUGCUAAAUGUGUACGAAAAAAAUAUCAAAAUAAACUGAACAUCAUCAAUGUACUUUGAAGAAGAAUAAAGGAUUAAUAAACUAC
Messenger RNA from Biomphalaria glabrata, 3075 nucleotides. RefSeq lists its product as uncharacterized. The record is from RefSeq and is a predicted model, not a curated record. Lineage: Eukaryota; Metazoa; Mollusca; Gastropoda; Planorbidae. Gene Ontology annotation, biological process: negative regulation of T cell proliferation; immune response; positive regulation of T cell proliferation. The coding region runs from base 332 to 2749 and encodes 805 amino acids. Gene Ontology annotation, cellular component: external side of plasma membrane. The transcript is spliced from 15 exons.